Penaeus chinensis is the source of this 1718-nucleotide messenger RNA. RefSeq names its product ribose-5-phosphate isomerase-like (gene Rpi). Gene Ontology annotation, biological process: pentose-phosphate shunt, non-oxidative branch; D-ribose metabolic process. Gene Ontology annotation, molecular function: ribose-5-phosphate isomerase activity. The transcript has 7 exons. NCBI's taxonomy places the organism in Eukaryota, Metazoa, Arthropoda, Malacostraca, Decapoda, Penaeidae. Gene Ontology annotation, cellular component: intracellular membrane-bounded organelle. Bases 21 to 827 code for a protein of 268 amino acids. The record is from RefSeq and is a predicted model, not a curated record.
CUUUCGCAAGGUGCACGGCCAUGGUUCAGCUCCGGCAACCUUGCGUCCUCUCGAGAAAAAUUUCUCAAACUUUCUCUAUUUUUCGCGAGUUAAAAACCUCAAGAGCCAGCGGCCACGCAGCCAUGGAUCCCGUCGAGAGUGCAAAGAAAGCCGCCGCGUUUAAAGCCGUUGACACACACAUAAAGAAUGAUGACAGAGUAGGCAUAGGCAGUGGAUCAACUGUUGUUUAUGCAGUAGAGAGAUUAGCUGAACGAGUCCACAAAGAUGGCUUGAAGGUUGUUUGUGUCCCCACGUCCUUCCAAGCCCGCCAGCUCAUUGUGAACAAUAAUCUGACUCUCUCCGAUCUGGAGAUAACUCCUGAGUUGGACGUGGCAAUUGACGGUGCGGACGAAGCCGAUUCUGACUUGACGCUGAUCAAAGGGGGUGGAGGAUGCCAGCUGCAGGAGAAGAUUGUGGCAGCUGCGGCAAAACUCUUUGUGGUGAUUGCAGACUACAGGAAAGAUUCAUCAUUACUAGGAGAGCAAUGGAGCAAAGGGGUCCCCAUUGAAGUGGUCCCCAUGGCUUACCGACCCGUUCAGUUGAAGAUCGAGUCGAUGUUGGGGGGAAAGGCUCUCCUUCGGCAGGCAAAGUCCAAAGCUGGUCCAGUGGUGACGGAUAAUGGUAACUUCAUUCUGGAUUGGGUAUUUGACGGGAAGCACAACUGGAGUGAAGUUAAUCAACAGAUCAUGAUGAUACCUGGUGUUGUUGAAACUGGCUUAUUUGUGAACAUGGCCAAAAUUGCAUACUUUGGAAUGCAGGAUGGUUCUGUUAAGGAGCGCGCUGUUUAGAUGACUCAAGAUGGUGCUAAAACUGUGGAGAGAUGAUCUAGAAGUUGCAAACAUUCCACUUAAAUUUAUUUAUAAUGAUGGGGCUUAUUUGACACUUGCUGUAUCGGGUUGAGCUUUUUUUCUUCCCUUUUCAUGAAAACAAAUGCACUGUGUCCCAGUGGUAGUAUAUGUAUAAGCAUGGAAAUAAAGGUUAUCCAUGACAGUAUAAAGGCCUUAUCACUUUUUCAGUCAAUUUUACGUUUUCUGUAUGAAUUUGAGGCUUUUUGAAAGCUAGUGUGAUUCCCAGGCCCUCACUCAGAUGGUGCUAUGUUUGUUUACAUGGGUAUAAUGUUUGCUGCCUUGGUAAUGUGAUAGGGUCAGUCCAUUUGCAUACAGAAAGUUCAUAUGGAAAUGCAAAAGUUGACAGAGAAAGUGCUAGUGUGAUACGGCCUUAAGAAAUAUUCAAGCUCAUUUUUUUUAUCAUGCUAUUGUAAACAUUGUUAAUUCUGAAUAUGGAAGAGUGUAUGGAAAUCUCAUUGUCUUGUGUUAAGAGUUUCAAUAUAGAAAAAAAACAGGUAUAUGAUAUGCAUGUUUUUUGAGUGGUAAAUGCUUAUUGUUAUAGCUACAUCUACACAGAUAUAAAACUGAUGUUGUCUAUAUUUAUCAUGAUACAUAUUAGAAUCUGAACAACUGAUGAAAUAUUUUAUGUCAUAAAUCUUUGUAAAGAAAUAUAUGCAGUGUGUGUAUAUAUAUAUAUAUAUAUAUAUAUAUAUAUAUAUAUAUAUAUAUAUAUAUAUAUAUAUAUAUAUAUGCUAUUUAUGACUAAUUCCUGCAAAGUAUGUUAUUUUAAAUAUGAAGUCAUAUCUUUGAAGUUUUAUGUUUUUGUACCAUGGAAUAAAUAUAAAAUUUUGA